Hydractinia symbiolongicarpus is the source of this 2640-nucleotide messenger RNA. RefSeq lists its product as uncharacterized. Bases 1 to 2640 code for a protein of 879 amino acids. The transcript is spliced from 2 exons. Gene Ontology annotation, biological process: DNA integration. Gene Ontology annotation, molecular function: nucleic acid binding. NCBI's taxonomy places the organism in Eukaryota, Metazoa, Cnidaria, Hydrozoa, Anthoathecata, Hydractiniidae. The record is from RefSeq and is a predicted model, not a curated record.
AUGGAACGGCUACCACAGUGUCCCAUUGCGUCACGAAGACCGGCACUACACCGCGUUCAUCACGCCCUGGGGUCGCUACCGAUACUGUACCACCCCCCAGGGUUACAUAUCUUCCGGGAUGGUUAUUCUCGAAGAUUUGACGAGAUCGUUUAUGACUUUCCCAACAAGAUCAAGGUCAUCGACGAUGCGCUUUUAUGGGCAGAUACAUUGGAGCAGAGUUUCUUCCAAACAUGUCAGUGGCUGGAUACUUGCGGGAGGAACGGUAUUAUACAGAACCCUACGAAGUUCGUGUUCGGAGCGGACACUGUCGAAUUUUCGGGCUUCGAGAUAACAACUGACGAUGUGAAACCGUGCCAGAGGAUCAUUCGAGCCAUCGCGGAUUUUCCAAGACCUAAACACAUUACCGAUAUAAGGUCUUGGUUCGGACUCGUUAAUCAGGUGACUUACGCCUUCAGCAUGACCGAUAAGAUGAUACCCUUCCGUGAGCUCUUGAAAUCGAAAUCAACCUUCUACUGGGAUGCUCAUCUGCAACGCCUAUUCGAAGAGUCGAAACUCAAAAUAAUCAAGGAAAUUGAGCAUGGAGUCAAGAUCUUCGACAAGUCUAUGCCAACUUGUCUUGCAACUGAUUGGUCUAGAACCGGCUUAGGAUUUUGGCUCUUCCAGAAACACUGCAGCUGUCCAGUUGGCAGCAGAUUCACUCAUCCCGCUGAGUCACGCUACGCGCCUGUAGAAGGCGAAGCAUUAGCCGUAGCCGACGCACUGGAUAAAGCUCGGCACUUCGUACUGGGAUGUGACAACCUGACCAUCGUCGUCGAUCAUAAACCACUUCUUGGACUGUUCAACAACCGAUCACUAGAAGAUAUUCCCAACAACCGGCUCAGAAACCUCAAGGAGAGAACGUUGCGAUAUCGUUUCACUAUGCACCACAUCCCUGGCAUUAAGAAUCGUGCUCCAGACACAGUCUCCCGCUAUCCCACCGGUAGUCAAACUCCAGAUAAGAUGCACCUACCGGAUGACGUUGCUUACAUCGACGAUGAUCAGUCGAUAUCGGCAUUGAUCCCCUUCGUAACACCACCUCUGCAUCGCAUGAUAUACGACGAGGCCCAUCCUACGGUACGCACUAUCGACACCGAUGCUGCGGUAGAAGAGGGUAUCCGAUUCGCUGCUAUAUCCACUAUAAACUUUCUGCAGUCAGUAUCAUGGGACAGAGUCCGCCUGGCGACUGCCAGCGACACUAAUAUGAAAAAUCUGGUGGAGAUAAUUGAAUCAGGCAUGCCACCUAAUCGUCAAGAUCUCCCUCUGGACCUCCAACCAUACCACCAGUUCAGAGAGAACUUAUCGACAGUUGAUGGUGUUGCAGUAUAUAAGGGCAGGAUAAUUAUACCACCACAGCUUCGCAAAGACAUCCUUGCUGCGCUCCAUGCCGCUCAUCACGGAGUCACGUCCAUGACAGGUAGAGCAGUGUCUUCGGUCUUCUGGCCCGGUAUGAUCACAGCCAUCAUUCAGCAGAGGAGCAAUUGCAGCCACUGCAACCGCAUGGCACCUUCUCAACCUGACGCACCCCCUUCACCGCUUAAUUACCCGAAAUACCCGUUUCAGUACAUCUUCGCUGACUUUUUCCACUACAAGGGCCACUACUAUCUCGUCUGCGUCGAUAGGUAUUCCAAUUGGCCUAUCGUGAAAGAAUCUUCCGGCGGAGCGCAAAGCCUUAUUAACAUCCUACGACGCACGUUCGUCACCUAUGGUAUCCCAGACGAAUUGUCUUCGGAUGGGGGCCCAGAAUUUACUGCUGCAUCCACCAAAUCCUUCCUGAAUAAUUGGGGAGUGAGCCAUCGUCUGUCUUCCGUGGCAUUCCCGCAUAGUAAUUGCCGUGCAGAAGUCGGUGUGAAGACAGUCAAACGCAUGAUUACAGACAACACUGGGCCCAAUGGUGAACUUGAUACUGAUGCCCUCCAACGAGCAGUACUACAGCAUCGCAAUACGCCAAACCAGGAUACCACGAUGUCCCCAGCCAUGUGUUUGUUUGGUAGACCAAUCAAGGAUUUUAUACCGAUCCUUCCCGGCAAAUAUAAACCGCACCCAACCUGGCAGAGCACCCUGCGGGACAGGGAAGGGGCCCUCCGAAACCGCCACAUGAAGGAUGCGGAGAGGUUGUCUGAACAUACACGACGACUCCCCCCGCUUCUGGUAGAUGAUCGCGUCAGGAUCCAAAACCAAAUCGGUCCCAAUCCCCGGAAAUGGGACAAGACCGGUUCCGUGGUAGAAGUCAAGCAAUAUGACCAGUAUGUCGUACGUACAGAUGGUUCCGGCAGAGUAACGCUUCGUAAUCGCAAGUUCCUCCGGAAGUAUGUCCCUGUUCGUCAGCCAACACCACCAGUCUCUAUUUUGGACACACAGAAUGUACCACAACCAAUUCCGGCUACAACUGGUCACACCUGUUUGCAGCCUACAUCAUCCGAUACGCCCAUGCCCUCAACGGGUCCCCAACCCUCAGAUGAUCCGCGCGAUCGGUCCACCAGGAGCCGACAUCACCAAACAUCCCAUUGGAUUCCGAACCACCAGUGGAGCCGUGCCCGGCCCCUUUGGGCCAUCUGCCGCCUCGUAGACCCACCAGGGCUCGACGACAGCCAUGCAAGUUGA